GGAAACGCCACCCCUGCCAUCCUCCCCAGGGGCCCCACAUCACCAUUUAUCUCAGAGAGCGAGAGAGAGAGAGAAAGAGAGAGCGAGAAGAAGAGGAAUGAUGUGGGAAGGCGGAGAAUCUGCUGCUGCAGGCGGAGGUUGCGCCGGAAGUAGUAGCGGGCGGAGGAAGCCGUCGUGGAGGGAGAGGGAGAACAACCGGAGGAGGGAGAGGAGGAGGAGAGCCAUAGCUGCUAAGAUAUAUGCCGGUCUUCGAGCUCAGGGGAACUACAAUCUGCCCAAGCACUGCGAUAAUAACGAGGUCCUCAAGGCUCUCUGCGCCGAAGCCGGCUGGAUUGUCGAGCCCGACGGCACCACUUACCGCAAGGGACGGAAGCCGAGCAGCAGCCCGAUCCCAAUGGAGAUCGGAGGCACUUCGACGAACAUCACCCCAAGCUCUUCGUGCAAUCCCAGCCCUCCAUCUUCCUACUUUGCCACCCCUAUCCCUUCUUACCAAGUCAGUCCAUUGUCCUCUGCCUGCCCCAGCCCAACCCGUGGCGGCGGCGACAACAACUCGUCCUACCCAUUUGCAUUCCUCCAUAGUGGGAUCACCUCAUCACUCCCUGCCCUGAGGAUCUCAAACAGUGCCCCUGUAACUCCACCUCUCUCUUCCCCUACCAGGAAUAAACAGACUUUCAACCUGGAAACUCUGGCCAAACAGUCCAUGUCGGCAUUCAAUGUCUCUAAUUACUUUGCUUCUGCCCCAAGCAGCCCGACCCGCGGGCAGCGCUUCCCUGCAACCAUUCCGGAAUGCGACGAAUCUGACACUUCCACCAUUGAUUCGGGACAGUGGAUGAGCUUCCAGAAGUAUGCACCGACUUCCCCGACAUUCAAUCUGGUGAAACCUGCACCUGCUGCUGCUACUCAGGGGGGUCCUUCCAGAGGGGAUGGGUUCUUGUUCAAUGAGGAAGGGAAGAUGAGCAUGGAUUUUGACUUUGAGAAGGUUGCGAUGAAGGCAUGGGAAGGGGAAAGGAUUCAUGAGGUGGGUUUGGAUGAUCUGGAGCUCAAGCUUGGAAGCAGUCGCACUUGUUCAUCAUGAUGAGGAACUCCGGUUCAAAUUCUUUGCUUUAAAAAAGAAGGAAAAAAAAAUUAAUUUUUACCUUGUUAACAGAAAGGAGUUACAUGUAGAUAUAUAUUAUUUGGAGUUGAGAUCCCUCCUCUCAUUGCAGUGGAGAUUUAACAAUUUCUCUGCAAAUUUGAACUGUCCCCCCUCGGAAUUUAUGUUGAAAUACAGUUGCAAUUCUCGUUUGUGUUCGGUUAUUUAAAUUACUCCUUAUAAAUUACUGUAUCUAUU
Messenger RNA from Cuscuta campestris, 1330 nucleotides. NCBI's taxonomy places the organism in Eukaryota, Viridiplantae, Streptophyta, Magnoliopsida, Solanales, Convolvulaceae. The record is from the annotation of a GenBank genome assembly.